ACCACCUCAAUCAAAGAUUUUACGUGAGGACCAGAACCACAACAUGUAUGUGUCGGGAUGCACAGAGGUCGAGGUGAAGUCCACAGUGGAAGCCUUCGAAGUGUUUUGGCGGGGCCAAAAGAAAAGGAGGAUUGCCGAUACUCAGCUGAACCGCGAGUCCAGUCGCUCUCACAGUGUGUUCAUUGUCAAACUGGCACAAGCUCCGCUGGACGCAGAUGGAGACCACAUUCUGCAGGACAAGAACCAGGUGACUGUUAGCCAGCUGUGUCUGGUGGACCUGGCAGGGAGUGAACGCACCAGCAGGACUAAAGCAGAGGGCAGCCGCCUCCGGGAAGCAGGCAACAUCAACCAGUCCCUGAUGACCUUACGUACCUGUAUAGAAGUCCUCCGAGAGAACCAGAUGUGUGGAACAAACCGGAUGGUUCCUUACAGAGACUCUAAAGUCACUCAUCUGUUCAAGAACUAUUUUGACGGUGAAGGGAAAGUCCGCAUGGUUGUGUGUGUCAACCCUAAAGCUGACGACUAUGAAGAAACCAUGUUGGUCAUGCGCUUUGCGGAGUUGACCCAGGAGGUUGAGGUGGCGCGGCCGGUGGACAGGCCCAUUUGCAGCCUGGCGGCGGGGCGGAGACACCGUAACCAGGCCUUCAGAGACGAGUUGUCACGACGCCAGGAGGAGCGCCCUGGGGGAUCCAACAACACUGAGGAUGGCUCGGUGCUGAACCAGCUCCUGGACAGCCUGCCGGCCCUGCCUGCCUGUGAGUUGGUGGACCCCACCGAUGAGCAGAUCCUGCCCCGCCUCAUAGAGGUGCUGGAGAGGAGGCACCGCAUCCGCCUGAUGAUCACUGAGCAGUACACCAAAACUGCCAACACUCUGAAAUCGAUGCUCCAGGAGUUUGAUGGCCACCUGAUGGCCAAGGAGAACUUUAUCCAUGAACAGCAGGGGAAACUAGGGGAGAAGGACAAGAUCAUGUUCAACCAGAAGAAUGAGAUGGAUCGGCUGGAGAAGAAAUCCAAAAUGCUGGAAUACAAGAUUGACAUUCUUCAGAAGACCACCAAUAUCUAUGAGGGGGACAAGCGGUCGCUGCAGCAGGAGCUGGAGAGCCGUGAGCAGAGGCUGCAGCGGGAGCUGUCGGAGAGGAAGCGCAUGGAGGCACGCAUGCAGGGCAUGGUGUCUGACACCAAACACCAGUGGGAGAAGGAGUGUGAACGUCGUGUGAACGCCAAGCAGCUGGAGAUGCAGAACAAGCUGUGGGUGAAGGAUGAGAAGCUGAAGCAGCUGAAGGCCAUCGUAUCAGAGAGCAACAACAGCACCACCUCAGAGCAGCAGCGUCCCCCACCACCCCCAGACAAGCCCCAGAGGAACUCCCGGGAGAAGGACCAGCCUCGCGCCCCUGAGAAGAGAUCUCGCUCGCCACUGCCCACCACUGGGACACCGAUUCGCCCGCACCACAGACGCUCCCACUCAGCGGGUGGGCAGCGAUGGGUAGAUCACAAACCACUCUCUAAUUUGGAUUUAGACACGGUCAUGCAGCCAAUCAUACCCAAUGCAAUCAAAGUGUCAGCGGCCAGCGAGAAAGCUCUGUCUAAAUGCCACAAGUAUGUUCUCACGCAUCAGGAGCUUGCCUCCGAUGGGGAGAUUCAGACCAAACUGAUCAAGGGAGACGUGUUCAGAACGAGAGGUGGAGGACAAGCCGUGCAGUUCACAGACAUCGAAACGCUUCGACAGGAAUGCCCAACUGUUUCAAGUCGUAAGAGGAGGUCAUCGGGAGACGGGCCAGGACAACAUGAUGGAAACAAGAUGGACUGGAACGACAGAGAGAACAGGGCACCAGUGGCAAGCACAAGCUCAGCUCUUGGUCUCCAGAAUGGCUAUCAGAAACGCAGGAAGUAGGAACUGGACAGAUCAUCUUUUUCUAUGCUGGAAGUGUCUUGUCCAUUGGACUAGUGAACUUACCAUCACUUUAAACUAUGCAUCUUGUUUUUUUAAAGUCAAGCUUUUUAUAGAACUGUUUUUCUAGACAAGUGAUGAUCAAGACCUGAGUUGUAUUUAAUCAUGACUGUAGCUUAAAAGGGACAUUUUCAAUUAGAUUUGUAUUAGAUGAUUUAGAGAACUUAUCUUAUCUCUUAUCACAUUGAAUAGAGUGUCAUUGUAUAGUUUACCACCUUCACCUAUGAAACUUUCCUUCACUGGUUUUUCACACCCAAAGACUUUAGAUGACAAAAUGUAACUUUUUUUUCCUUCUCAGUUUCAAGGCACUGGUUGUAAUAGACCUAUAUUCACACAUAAUCUGCAGAAAAUCAAUGGUAGAAGGCUGCUAGUGCAAUGACCCCAAUUAUAUACUUUGCUAAAGCCUGCCGGUCAGUCUCUGUCUGACUGCAAAUACAUGUAUUUUUGAAGGAAUGUACUAUUUAAAAACUGGAAAAAAAUAAAUCAAGAAAUGAGAAUGAUCUUUAA
This is a messenger RNA of Oncorhynchus gorbuscha (pink salmon), 2455 nucleotides long. Its product is annotated as kinesin-like protein KIF23. Gene Ontology annotation, molecular function: microtubule binding; microtubule motor activity; ATP hydrolysis activity. Gene Ontology annotation, cellular component: microtubule; nucleus; kinesin complex. Gene Ontology annotation, biological process: microtubule-based movement. Lineage: Eukaryota; Metazoa; Chordata; Actinopteri; Salmoniformes; Salmonidae. The record is from RefSeq and is a predicted model, not a curated record.